This is a messenger RNA of Leptonychotes weddellii (Weddell seal), 2048 nucleotides long. NCBI's taxonomy places the organism in Eukaryota, Metazoa, Chordata, Mammalia, Carnivora, Phocidae. The record is from RefSeq and is a predicted model, not a curated record.
AUGAAGUUCAAUAGCUCACUGUUCGGGGUGUGCGAGGGCGACGGGCAGCUGACUGUUAGGGACGCGGGCUUGGACCACGAGUAGCUGCACGGCCAGGCACCACAGUGUGUGCUGGUCUUCGACGUGGUCAGCUUCUCGCAGGAGCAGUUCCGGCUGGUGCACGUGGAGGUGGAGGUGAGGGACAUCAACGACCAUGUGCAAUGCUUCCCCCGGGCCUAGAUCCCCGUGGAUGUGUCUGAGGGCGCAGCCGUGGGCACGCGCAUCCCCUUGGAGGUGCCUGUGGACGAGGACGUGGGGGCCAGCGGGCUGCAGAGCGUGCGCCUGGCCGAGCCUCACAGCCCCUUCCGCGUGGAACUGCAGACGCGCGCGGACGGCACCCAGUGCGCGGACCUAGUGCUGCUACAGGAGCUGGACCGCGAGAGCCAGGCCGCCUACAGCCUGGAGUUGGUGGCCCAGGACGGCGGCCGCCCGCCGCGCUCCGCCACGGCCGCCCUCAGCGUGCGAGUGCUGGACGCCAACGACCACAGCCCGGCCUUCCCGCAGGGCGCCGUGGCCGAAGUGGAGCUGGCGGAGGACGCUCCCGUGGGCUCGCUGCUGCUCGACCUGGACGCGGCCGACCCCGACGAGGGCCCCAACGGCGACGUGGUGUUCGCCUUCGGGGCCCGCACCCCGCCCGAGGCGCGCCGCCUCUUCCGCCUGGACCCGCGCUCGGGCCGCCUCACCCUGGCAGGACCGGUGGACUACGAGCGCCAGGACACCUAUGAGCUGGACGUGCGGGCCCAGGACCGCGGUCCAGGGCCCCGGGCUUCCACCUGCAAGGUCAUCGUGCGCAUCCGCGACGUCAAUGACAACGCUCCGGACAUCACCAUCACCCCGCUGGCCGCCCCGGGCGCACCUGCCGCCUCUCCCUUCGCCGCCGCAGCCGCCGCCGCCGCUCUCGGGGGUGCGGACGCGACCUCGCCGACCGGGCCCGGGACACCUGAGGCCGGCGCCGUGUCUCUGGUGCCAGAGGGGGCGGCGCGCGAGAGGCUGGUGGCGCUGGUCAGCACCUCGGACAGAGACUCGGGCGCCAACGGGCAGGUGCGCUGCGCCCUCUACGCGCAGGAGCACUUCCGGCUGCAGCCGGCCUACGCGGGCAGCUACCUGGUGGUGACCGCGGCGUCGCUGGACCGCGAGCGCAUCGCCGAGUACAACCUGACGCUGGUGGCCGAUGACCGCGGCGCGCCCCCGCUACGCACCGUGAGGCCCUACACGGUGCGCGUGAGUGACGAGAACGACAACGCGCCAGUCUUCACACGGCCGGUCUACGAGGUGUCGGUGCGUGAGAACAACCCGCCCGGCGCCUACUUGGCCACGGUGGCCGCCCGGGACCCCGACCCGGGCCGCAACGGCCAGGUCACCUGCCGGCUGCUGGAGGCUGAAGUGGGUCGCGCCUACGUCUCGGUGGACCCCACCACUGGGGAGCUGAGCGCACGGCGGUGCUUUGACGGCGGUGAACUGGCCGAGCUGCCGCUGGGGCCGGAAGCACUCGACGGCGGCUCUCCGUCGCCCGGGCGCCGGGACGUGGUGUGGCAGCAUGUAGAGGACCAGAACGACCACGCACCUCGGCUGGUCAUACUGCCACUCUUCAGUGGCUCAGCCCAGCUGCCUCUGCCCCACGGCGCGCCCCUGGGCUGCAUGGUGAUCCGACUGCGGACGAAGGCCCCAACGCCGAGCUAAUUUACACACUUCUCCGCAGCGACUUCGCCGACGGGAUUCAGGCUAGGUCCCCUCCAUUCCCCAUCCCUGUGUGGAGAGGAUAAAUCUGCGAGUUCAAGGACACAUUCAAAUCCAGAUGAAUUUAGUGUGAAGAUAACAGAAGAGGAGACAGUGAAUUGAAUGAUACCAGUUCUGACAUCAGUAGAGUGGGGGCUUCAAGAAAGCAUCUUUUCCAGUGAUUACAAAGCGAGAGGUUGCUUCAGAUCAUUCAGAAUGAAAAACACUUAAGAAUCCUGAAAGAUUAAUCGAGGAAUCUCAAACAGCAAGACUCUUUCAUCGCUUCAUGAAAA